Molecule: messenger RNA, 2208 nt
Organism: Papaver somniferum (opium poppy)
Lineage: Eukaryota; Viridiplantae; Streptophyta; Magnoliopsida; Ranunculales; Papaveraceae
Product: glucose-6-phosphate isomerase, cytosolic-like
Exons: 24
Coding region: 230-1936 (568 amino acids)
Biological process (GO): glycolytic process; glucose 6-phosphate metabolic process; gluconeogenesis
Cellular component (GO): cytosol
Molecular function (GO): carbohydrate derivative binding; glucose-6-phosphate isomerase activity; monosaccharide binding
Source: RefSeq, a predicted model, not a curated record
GUCCCACAGAAACGAAGCACUAAAAAUAGAAUAUUAUUUUCUUAUUCCCUAAUCCAACCUCAAAAUAUUAAAAAAAAUGUUCUGAGGAAUAUAAUUUUUGCAGUUUCCAAGAGAAUUCACGAAAUAACUUAUUGAGCUGAAAAGAGAUCAAUUUAUCCGGUUUGAAGCAAACAUUCAUCAUCAUCCACAGAACAAGAUAGAGAUAUUCUCCUAAUUUCAGAUUCUAAUAAUGGCUUCUUCAACUCUUAUUUGUGAAACCCAACCUUGGAAAGCUUUAAAGGCUCAUGUUGAAGAUAUUAAAAAGACUCAUUUACGUGAUUUGAUGGGUGACUCAGAACGCUGCAAAUCCAUGAUGCUGGAGUUUGAUGGGUUGUUUUUGGAUUACUCGAGGCAAUGUGGUAAUCAGGACACCAUGGCAAAACUGUUGGAGCUGGCUGAGGCAGCACAUCUCAAAGAAAAAAUUGGCAAAAUGUAUAGCGGAGAACAUAUAAACAACACCGAGGAUAGAUCUGUUCUUCACGUGGCUCUACGUGCUCCAAGAGAUGCUGUUAUGUCCAGUGAUGGUAUAAAUGUAGUUCCAGAGGUUUGGAAGGUUUUGGACAAGAUCAACGAGUUCAGUGAAAAAAUUCGCAGUGGCUCUUGGAUUGGAGCCACGGGGAAGGCAUUGAAAGAUGUUGUUGCUGUUGGUAUUGGAGGCAGCUUUUUAGGUCCCCUCUUUGUACACACUGCACUUCAGACAGAUUCGGAGGCUGUGGCCUGUGGAAAAGGACGCCAGUUGCGUUUUCUCGCAAAUGUGGAUCCAGUUGAUGUUGCAAAGAGUAUCGCAGGGUUGAACCCUGAAACCACCUUGGUUGUGGUGGUCUCAAAGACAUUUACAACAGCUGAGACCAUGUUGAAUGCUCGCACACUGAGGGAGUGGAUUUCAGCUGCUCUUGGGCCUCAGGCUGUUGCAAAGCAUAUGGUGGCAGUCAGCACCAAUCUUGCGCUUGUUGAGCAGUUCGGUAUUGACCCUAAUAAUGCUUUUGCUUUCUGGGAUUGGGUUGGAGGUCGAUAUAGUGUUUGUAGUGCUGUUGGAGUAUUACCUCUGUCUCUCCAAUACGGAUUCCCUCUUGUUGAAAAGUUUUUAAAAGGAGCUUCCAGCAUCGAUAAGCAUUUCAAUUCAGCACCUUUUGAGAAAAACAUACCUGUACUUUUAGGUUUAUUGAGUGUUUGGAAUGUUUCGUUUCUUGGAUACCCUGCAAGAGCCAUCUUGCCUUACUGUCAAGCACUAGAGAAGUUCGCUCCCCAUAUCCAACAGGUUAGCAUGGAGAGCAAUGGCAAAGGUGUAUCAAUUGAUGGUGUUCCUCUUCCUUUCGAGGCAGGCGAAAUUGAUUUUGGUGAGCCAGGUACAAACGGACAGCACAGCUUUUACCAGCUAAUUCAUCAGGGACGCGUGAUUCCUUGUGAUUUUAUUGGUGUUGUUAAGAGUCAGCAACCUGUGUACCUGAAAGGGGAAGUGGUGAGCAACCACGACGAAUUAAUGUCUAACUUCUUUGCACAGCCAGACGCUCUUGCUUAUGGGAAGACCGCCGAACAAUUGCUUGGAGAAAAGGUCCCUCAGCAUCUUGUUCCUCACAAGACCUUCUCUGGCAACCGUCCAUCACUCAGCCUUCUACUUCCUUCUCUGAACGCGUACAACGUUGGACAGUUGCUGGCUAUCUAUGAGCACAGAGUUGCAGUGGAAGGUUUCGUAUGGGGGAUUAAUUCUUUUGAUCAAUGGGGAGUCGAAUUAGGAAAGUCACUUGCUUCCCAAGUUAGGAAACAACUUAACAAGGCACGCACAAACGGAGAACCAGUCGAGGGGUUCAAUUACAGUACCAGAACUUUGCUAACAAAAUAUCUUGAGGGAAAUUCAGAUGUCCCUUCCGAGCCAGUCACUCUGCUACCAAAAAUAUAGAGACAGUUUAAAAGACAAGAAUUCCCAAAGAUGGGAUGAUAUAUAGAAUAUAUGCUGAGGUUCACCACAUAUGCUCCAGUUUAUGAGAAAUCUUGAAACUUUUUUCAUGCGUCUCAUUGAUACAAUUAGGGGCUUUAAUUGUAUCAGAAAAAUAAUUUACAUACAGUUUUGGAACUCAUUUUCCAGUUGGUUUUUUCCCCAAACAUGAGUCCAGAAUUGUAAUUUUAAUAGAAUGUUGAAGUUUCCAAGUGAGACUUUUCCUUUGGUUUUCA